Chinchilla lanigera (long-tailed chinchilla) is the source of this 1964-nucleotide messenger RNA. RefSeq names its product YME1-like 1 ATPase (gene Yme1l1). Gene Ontology annotation, cellular component: mitochondrial inner membrane. Gene Ontology annotation, molecular function: metalloendopeptidase activity; ATP-dependent peptidase activity; ATP hydrolysis activity. Lineage: Eukaryota; Metazoa; Chordata; Mammalia; Rodentia; Chinchillidae. The record is from RefSeq and is a predicted model, not a curated record. Gene Ontology annotation, biological process: protein quality control for misfolded or incompletely synthesized proteins; mitochondrion organization.
UUUUUAUACAGUCCCGGGGUUUUAAAACUUUGAAAUCAAGGACACGACGUCUGCAGUCCACCUCUGAAAGAUUAGCAGAAACACAGAAUAUAGCGCCAUCAUUUGUGAAGGGGUUUCUUUUGCGGGACAGAGGAUCAGAUGUUGAGAGUUUGGACAAACUCAUGAAAACUAAAAACAUACCGGAAGCUCAUCAAGAUGCAUUUAAAACUGGUUUUGCAGAGGGUUUUCUGAAAGCUCAAGCAUUAACACAAAAAACCAAUGAUUCCUUAAGGCGAACUCGUCUAAUUCUCUUCGUUCUGCUGCUAUUUGGCAUUUAUGGCGUCUUAAAAAAUCCAUUUUUAUCUGUCCGCUUCCGGACAACUACAGGGCUUGAUUCUGCAGUAGACCCUGUUCAGAUGAAGAAUGUCACUUUUGAGCAUGUUAAAGGAGUGGAGGAAGCUAAACAAGAAUUACAAGAAGUUGUUGAAUUCUUGAAAAAUCCACAGAAAUUUACUGUGCUUGGAGGAAAACUUCCAAAAGGAAUUCUUUUAGUUGGACCACCAGGAACAGGAAAGACCCUUCUUGCCCGAGCUGUGGCAGGAGAAGCUGAUGUUCCUUUUUAUUAUGCUUCCGGAUCAGAAUUUGAUGAAAUGUUUGUGGGUGUGGGAGCCAGCCGAAUCAGAAAUCUUUUUAGGGAAGCAAAAGCAAAUGCUCCUUGUGUUAUAUUUAUUGAUGAAUUAGAUUCUGUUGGUGGGAAGAGAAUUGAGUCUCCAAUGCAUCCAUAUUCAAGGCAGACUAUAAAUCAACUUCUUGCUGAAAUGGAUGGUUUUAAGCCCAAUGAGGGAGUAAUCAUUAUAGGAGCCACAAACUUUCCAGAAGCAUUAGAUAAUGCUUUAAUACGUCCUGGCCGCUUUGACAUGCAAGUUACAGUUCCAAGACCAGAUGUAAAAGGUCGAACAGAAAUUUUGAAAUGGUAUCUGAAUAAAAUAAAGUUUGAUAAGUCUGUUGAUGCAGAAAUCAUAGCUCGAGGAACUGUUGGGUUUUCUGGAGCAGAGUUGGAGAAUCUUGUGAACCAAGCUGCAUUAAAGGCAGCUGUUGAUGGAAAAGAAAUGGUUACCAUGAAGGAACUAGAGUUUUCCAAAGAUAAAAUUCUAAUGGGCCCUGAACGAAGAAGUGUGGAAAUUGAUAACAAAAACAAAACCAUUACAGCCUACCAUGAAUCUGGUCAUGCGAUUAUUGCAUAUUACACGAAAGAUGCAAUGCCUAUCAACAAAGCUACCAUCAUGCCACGAGGGCCAACUCUUGGACAUGUGUCACUGUUGCCUGAGAAUGACAGAUGGAAUGAAACUAGAGCCCAGCUGCUUGCACAAAUGGAUGUUAGUAUGGGAGGAAGAGUGGCAGAGGAGCUUAUAUUCGGGACUGACCAUAUCACAACAGGUGCUUCCAGUGAUUUUGAUAAUGCAACAAGAAUAGCUAAGCGGAUGGUUACCAAAUUUGGAAUGAGUGAGAAGCUUGGAGUUAUGACUUACAGUGACACAGGGAAACUGAGUCCUGAAACUCAAUCUGCCAUUGAACAAGAGAUACGAAUCCUUCUAAGGGAGUCAUAUGAAAGAGCAAAACAUAUCUUGAAAACUCAUGCAAAAGAGCAUAAGAAUCUAGCAGAAGCUUUAUUGACCUAUGAGACUUUGGAUGCCAAAGAAAUUCAAAUUGUUCUUGAGGGGAAAAAGUUGGAAGUGAGAUGAUAACUCUCGGUACGGAUGUGUUGCUGGUAUUAUUGCAAGAACAUACACAUCAUGGCAGUAGUCUUUUGCAGUGCUUUCUUGCUCAUUCUUGACUUGGUAUAAUUCAAGUGUGUGAAUACUUCAUCAACCUUUUGUCACAUUUACGUAAUUUUGCUUAUUCUCAUGAUGACAUCUAUUGGAAAUUAGAAACCUACUCUAAAUAUAUUUUAAGAAAAUAAAGAACUAUCAGGAUUGGAAACAGUU